Molecule: messenger RNA, 720 nt
Organism: Trichobilharzia regenti
Lineage: Eukaryota; Metazoa; Platyhelminthes; Trematoda; Strigeidida; Schistosomatidae
Source: the annotation of a GenBank genome assembly
AAAUGACCUGCAAAAGUAACCACAAAUUAGGAGAAAUAGAUUUUAAUAUACAAAAUAUAGACUCAGCGAUUAAGACAUUGAAGUCAAAUGGCAGUACUGGAACAGACGACAUACCAUCUGUCAUAUACAAAAAUGGUAGCACGGAAAUGGUAGUCUUGUUACUUAGAAUAUUUACUCUGUCACUGGAAACUGGAACUUAUCCUGAAGUGUGGAAAACCACAUACAUAUUACCUAAGCACAAAGCAGGGGCCAAAACCAGUGCAUGCAACUAUAGACCUAUUAAUAUAACACCGGUAAUAUCACGAAUAAUGGAGAAAGUGGUUAAAGACCAAGUGUCAGACAACUUACUAGAACAUGAACUUAUCAACCCAUCACAACACGGAUUCCUCAAAAAGAGAUCAUGUGCGACCUGUCACAUAGACUUUUUCAAUGAAGUUACACGAAGCAGGGACAACAGAGAACUAGUAAUUGUGCUAUAUUUCGAUAUAACAAAAGCCUUCGAUAGAGUCCCCCAUAAUCUGCUAGUCAGCAGGUUAUGCUCACUAGGGAUAUGUGACCCUCUCCUGAGCUGGAUAAAAUCAUUUCUCUGUGACAGAAUCAGAUAUAAAAGUUGGCUCGAUAAUCUCAAGGCCUAAACCUGUAAGUAGUGGUGUAAUCCAGGGAAGUGUAUUAGGCCCACUCCUAUUCAUAAUAUAUAUAAACAGUAUCUGUGAAUGCUUU